AUGUCUGAUAAUCCUCAUCCGAACUUGAUGAAUAUGCCAGAAUUCUUCUUGAAAUCAAUUCUCAACAAACUGGAUGUUCAAUCAGUACAAACUAUGCGAAAAGUGUCACCAACCUUUCGGUAUUAUGUCGAUCACUCGAGACUGGAUUCAAGAAUUCUGAAGAUUGAAGUGUUCUUACAAAAUCCCGAAAAAAUAUCUCUUGACCUCAAAACUGCGAAUGAUCUUUUCGAAAUCGAAUAUCUGAAAAAUGGGGAAAAUGGAUGCUCUGUGAAAUAUCGGAAUACGAGGAAAGAAGUGACUGGUCAAAAUAUUGCAACGACACUGGGAAAUGAUUUGGGAUUGAUACUCAAAAAACAACUCUCUGUAGUGAAAGAGUUCAGUCUUAUGUGCAAUGAGAGCUGUCUCACAACAAUAUGUGACGAGUUCGUGGGAACGUUGUCAGGUCAAUUGGCCGAACGGGAUUCUCCAUUCAAACUGAAGACUUUUUCUUGGGAAGGUUCUAUUGAUGAAGGUCAAAUAAUUCCCCUCUUGAGUCGUUUUGAUCCAAUUCACAUUAAUAAGAUUGAGUUCCAACGUCUAAAUAAAAGCAGUGAACCGAGACGACCCCUUGAUGUUAAAGAAAUCUUGAAUUCGCCACAAUGGGGCAGAAUAAAGGCAUUUGAGGCUGUUGGAUUUGUGGUCCCUAAUCAAAUGAGACACUUCACGCAUUUAACAAGUGCCAAUUUUAUGAUAGAGACUGUCACAACAGAAGAUAUUAUGACUCUGAGACAGACUGCACUUCAGACCACGAGGUUCAAUGAGUUCAGCUUUUCCUACGUAAAUUUCACUGACGAAACUCAACUUUUCGGUCUAUUCGGUCAGCCUCAUAGGACUGAGGGCAUGAAGAACAAAUGGUUCUACAAAUAUCCGGGAGGUCGAGAUGCUCUGCUGGUCAUUUGGGAAACAAAUCGCUUUAAGUUUGCUCAUAUUCAGCCAAGAUCUUUUGAUAAAUUCGGAAUUCCUAAACAUGACUUGGUUGUACUUUGA
Messenger RNA from Caenorhabditis remanei, 1026 nucleotides. RefSeq lists its product as uncharacterized. The record is from RefSeq and is a predicted model, not a curated record. Lineage: Eukaryota; Metazoa; Nematoda; Chromadorea; Rhabditida; Rhabditidae. Gene Ontology annotation, molecular function: protein binding. The coding region runs from base 1 to 1026 and encodes 341 amino acids. The transcript has 3 exons.